AUGUCCUACUCAUCUGAUGAAGAAGAUUAUCAAGAAGAAGAAGAAGAACCUUUUUCCUCCUCAUCACCAUCAUCACCAUCAUCAUCCUCUUCUGGAGACGAAGAAGAAGAAUCAACAGAUGAUCGAUAUGUGAGAGUGGAGGGUAAUAAUCCAAAGAGAAAAAACCUAAAUGUCACCAGCAAUAGCAGUAGCAGCAAUAUGAAUUUUAUUCAAAGCAAUUUUAAUGAUCAUCAUUAUAUUUAUCCUGAUUCUGAUCUAAAUUAUGGUUAUUUUCUUAAUACUACUGCUAAUAGAAGAAGUAGUAGUAGUGGUGGUGAUAAGAAGACUGGAGCAGCUGCAUUUACAUUUACUGCAUCGGGACAACCGUUUGGAAUUUCUGGUGGUGGUCUUGGUGGUGGUGAUCAAACUCUAAUUUCCUCAUCAAAUUCAAAUAGUUUUUCUUCUUCAAAUUCAACUCUGUGUGGUGGUUUCAAGUUUGAUGAUACUUCUAAAGUCCUGUGUAGUCAACAAAAACCAAUAUUUGGUUCUUUUAAUACUUCUCAGCCUUUUGGUACUAAUAGUGGUGAUGAUCAUCAAGCUACUAACAAUUCAAAUAGUUCAAAUACUCAUAAUGCAUCAUCCACUUCAUCAUUGGCAGCAUCGGAAGAGAAAUUAUUUGUCUUUGGAAGUGUUCCAUCAUCCUCAUCCUCUUCAUUAAGCCACUCACCAACAAAGACAAUGCAUAGAAGAGGCAUAAAUGUUGCAUCCAAGAAUAGGAAUGAAAAUAUUGAUACCAUAUUCAAUUCAUUGCCAAAACCUCCUACUUUUGGUUAUCAACAAGCAGUUGAUCAAAAAGAUAGUACCACUGGUGAUUCUUUAACAGAGAUGAAGGACAGUGAUGCUGUGGUGAAAAUUCCUGAUUCUCUGGGAGGAGUCAAAACCAUAUAUUGUCACAAGACUGUGCUCUCCAGUGCUUCUGAAAUGUUGGAAGUAAAUUUUGGACCCAAUUGGAGCAAUGAAGAGGAUGAAGAUGGAAGAGCCAUCAUCAAUGUUGAACAUCUCAUUGAAGUUGCCUCAGAUCCAAGUGUAAUGGAAUUUAUUAUCGAGUAUGCCUAUGGAAUUUUUGCACCAAUCAAGGUUUCUUCCAAGCAAGUAAUUCCACUCAUUAAGGCUGCACAUUUCUAUAGAAUUCAGGGCCUUCUCGAUGAGUGUCUCUACUUGUGUGUGAAUAGGGACAAGCUCUCCUUUUUCGAAGUGGCCGAAUCUCUAGAGGAUCAUUUCGAAGACGAAACCAUGGAAGCUUUUGAGGAUGUUAUGGUAGAAAUUGGAACUGCCAAUUACCCCUUCAUUAUUGGAGCAAGUGAUGAAGAAUUAAUGAAAUUGCCAAAGAGAAUGCUUAUUAAGAUGUUCAGAAAGAUUUACAAAACAUACAUUCCAAAUAUCAAAACCUUGUAA
Messenger RNA from Naegleria gruberi, 1434 nucleotides. RefSeq lists its product as uncharacterized. The record is from RefSeq and is a predicted model, not a curated record. The transcript has 2 exons. Gene Ontology annotation, molecular function: protein binding. The coding region runs from base 1 to 1434 and encodes 477 amino acids. Lineage: Eukaryota; Heterolobosea; Eutetramitea; Acrasida; Naegleriidae.